AUGAAAACGCUACCACCUGCUCUAAUGUUUGAACCUACACUGGUUGGCUGGCAUCGGCAGAGCUAUAAGCUGAGCACGUGUAUCGCACAUUGCGCAUUUGUGACAUUGUGGUUGCCUGCUCACAGUAUGGGUUCAACUCUCUCUCGGAUUUUUCACCGCAAACAAGAUGACGAGGCGAAACCGAAGGUCAAAAAGCCACGCCGAUUUGGUAGCCUACGAAGGCAGCGUACAGAUGAUCAGGAGACUGGUACUCGUGUCUCAAGAUCCAGUACAAUGCCGUCCAGGACGCAGCGUGUCAGGACCGAAGACCGGUCAACAGGACUCAUAGGGGAAACAGCUGAAGAGGUACAGCGUUUGGAGGAUCGACAAGAGAUAAUGCGGGAUGUGAUGGAUUAUGAUGAAACUGUUACUCCGGUUGCCGCUCAGCAUCUGUCAGCACAAAUGCCCCACGUGGAACCGAGUCACGUCCCGGAACACAAAGAAGUAGUACCUGAAAUAAAAGCAGAACUUCCAGGUGGGUUUGCUGCAGUACAGUUGGUAUCUGUGACUUCAAACGAUAAAGCUGUCGAGGACGUUCCUGAGUUAAGUCCGAUGACAGAAGCCUUGCAUGAAGAAGAAGACGAACCCGUGAUAUUGAAUGCGGAGGACUUACGACAGGAACACGAGGAGCAUACUGAACACAUCGAACAGAAAGUAUCGCGUGAACAGAAUAUCGAGCCUAUUAUGGAACUUGAGAUUGACACAGGAACACGAGGAGCAUACUGA
Opisthorchis viverrini is the source of this 765-nucleotide messenger RNA. RefSeq lists its product as hypothetical. The record is from RefSeq and is a predicted model, not a curated record. The coding region runs from base 1 to 765 and encodes 254 amino acids. The transcript has 2 exons. NCBI's taxonomy places the organism in Eukaryota, Metazoa, Platyhelminthes, Trematoda, Opisthorchiida, Opisthorchiidae.